This is a messenger RNA of Nicotiana tabacum (common tobacco), 4401 nucleotides long. Its product is annotated as exportin-2. Lineage: Eukaryota; Viridiplantae; Streptophyta; Magnoliopsida; Solanales; Solanaceae. Gene Ontology annotation, biological process: protein import into nucleus; protein export from nucleus. The record is from RefSeq and is a predicted model, not a curated record. Gene Ontology annotation, cellular component: cytosol; nuclear envelope. Gene Ontology annotation, molecular function: nuclear export signal receptor activity; small GTPase binding.
UCCUUCACUCAGUUGUUCAAAUUCCUCUUGUUCAGCCAAUCGCAAAUCCAUCGCUCGAAAAAGGUACACUUCAAUCUCCAUAUUUCAAUUCCAAAAAACCCUAGUUGCAUUCAUAUGCUAUACGUAUAUCUAUAGAUUACAAGUUUUUCAAUAUACUCUUCCGUAAAACCCUAGAAUGGAGUGGAACCCCGAAACCCUACAAUUUCUGUCCCAAUGCUUCCUUAAUACGCUGUCUCCGUUACCGGAGCCACGCCGUCGAGCUGAAGCGGCACUUGUCGAGGCCUCUGAGAGAUCUAACUAUGGCCUCGCCGUCCUUCAGCUCGUAGCUGAGCCUUCUGUUGAUGAGCAGAUCCGUCAUGCUGCUGCCGUUAACUUUAAAAAUCACCUCAAGGCCCGUUGGGCUCCAUCUCCUCCUAAAGAACCAAAUGUUCCAUCCUUAACCCCAAUUUCAAACGCUGAAAAGGAGCUUAUUAAAAGUUUGAUUGUUUCUCUUAUGCUUAAGUUGUCACCCAAGAUACAGUCUCAGCUCAGUGAAGCAUUGGCCGUCAUUGGUAAGCAUGAUUUCCCGUUACAGUGGCCCACUUUGUUGCCUGAGCUUGUUGCCAACCUUGUUAGUUUGACACGAGCGAAUGAUUAUGUUUCUGUUAAUGGUGUUUUAGCUACGAUUAAUUCUUUGUUUAAGAAGUUUCGAUAUCAGUUUAAGACCAAUGAGUUGCUUGUCGAUUUGAAAGAAUGUCUUGAUAAGUUUGCUAAGCCACUUUUGGAACUGUUUAAAAGAACAGUGAGUGUAAUCAAUCAAGCUGUGGCGUCUGGGGCUGCAGAUGCAGCGACUUUGAAACUGUACGUAGAAUCUCAGAGGUUGUGCUGUAGGAUAUUUUAUUCGUUGAAUUUUCAGGAGUUGCCUGAGUUCUUUGAGGACCAUAUGGAUGAGUGGAUGCUUGAGUUUAAGAAGUAUCUCACUGUGAAGUACCCCGUGCUUGAGGACAGUGGUAAUGAUGGUCUUGCUGUUGUCGAUGGCCUGCGUGCUGCAGUGUGUGAAAAUAUUGGUCUUUAUAUGGAGAAGGAGGAGGAACUGUUUCAAAAGUAUUUAAGUGGGUUUGUGGAGGCUGUAUGGAGUCUUCUUGUGGUUUCAUCUGCAUCUUCUUGCAGGGAACGGCUAACUGUUACUGCAAUCAAGUUCUUAACCACUGUUAGUACAAGUGUUCAUCAUGCUCUCUUUGAAAGAGAUGACAUAUUGGAACAGAUUUGUCAGAGUAUUGUUAUUCCCAAUGUGAUGCUGAGGGAUGAGGAUGAGGAGUUGUUUGAAAUGAACUAUAUUGAGUUUAUUAGAAGGGAUAUGGAAGGGAGUGAUCUUGACACGAGGAGGAGGAUUGCAUGCGAACUGCUCAAGGGCAUUGCCAUGCAUUACAAAGCCAAGGUCACGGAGAAGGUUUCCCUUCAAAUCAAAAAUUGUUUGGCCUUGUUUGCUCAGAAUCCAGAAGCAAAUUGGAAAUAUAAGGAUUGCGCUAUCUAUUUGGUCGUCUCCCUUGCCACUAAAAAGGCAGGUGGUAGUUCAGUCUCAACUGAUCUUAUAGAUGUUGAGAACUUUUUUGGUUCAGUUAUUGUACCAGAGCUGCAAAGUAGGGAUGUGAAUGCUUUUCCAAUGUUGAAGGCAGGUGCAUUGAAGUUCUUUACUAUGUUUAGAAAUCAGCUGCCAAAGGCUGUUGCAAUGGCAUUACUUCCAGAUGUUGUGCGGUUCCUUGCUUCAGAGUCCAACGUGGUUCAUUCUUAUGCUGCGAGUUGCAUCGAGAAACUCUUGCUUGUCAAAGAUGAAGGAACACGAGCAAGAUAUACAGCCACAGAUAUUAGUCCCUUUUUGCUUGUGUUGAUGUCGAACCUUUUCAGUGCCUUGGAGAAGCCAGAAUCCGAGGAGAAUCAAUAUAUAAUGAAGUGUAUCAUGCGAGUGCUUGGAGUUGCUGAAAUUUCUCGUGAUGUUGCUUCAGCUUGCAUAACUGGUCUGACAAAUGUUCUCAACAGAGUCUGCCAGAACCCAAAAAAUCCUGUCUUUAACCAUUAUCUUUUCGAAUCAGUCGCUGUUCUUAUUAGGAGAGCCUGUGAGAGGGAUCCUACUCUCAUAUCUGCUUUUGAAGGAAGCCUUUUCCCUAGCCUCCAGAUGAUCUUAGCUAAUGAUGUGAGCGAGUUCUUCCCUUAUGCAUUCCAACUGUUGUCCCAGCUAGUUGAGUUGAAUAGACCUCCUGUACCUCAGCACUACGUGCAGAUCUUUGAGAUUCUCCUUUUACCUGAGUCAUGGAAAAAGUCGGCAAAUGUUCCUGCUCUUGUUCGCUUGCUCCAAGCAUUCCUUCGUAAGGCACCCCAUGAGCUAAACCAACAGGGCAGGCUAUCUAAUGUUCUGGGUAUUUUCAAUACACUAAUUUCAUCUCCCAGCACAGAUGAACAGGGGUUUUAUGUGCUCAAUACGGUUAUUGAAAACCUUGGGUAUGAUGUGAUAUCACCUUUUGUCGGCCACAUUUGGGUUUCACUUUUUAACCGGCUGCAGCAUGGCAGAACAGUGAAGUUUAUGAAGAAUCUUGUGAUAUUCAUGUCUCUUUUCUUGGUCAAGCAUGGGUUACAAAAUCUUGUGGUUUCGAUGAAUGCUGUUCAAAAGGAUGUCUUCCAUACAAUUGUGGAGCAAUUUUGGGUACCUAACCUCAAGUUAAUCACAGGAUCAGUUGAACUCAAGCUGACUUCAGUUGCUUCAACUAAACUAAUAUGUGAAUCUUCAACAUUAUUGGAUUCCAAGGUUCGGGGAAAAAUGCUUGACAGUAUUGUUACUCUUCUCUCUAGGCCAGAGGAAGAGAGACUGUCGGAGGAGCCAGACGUUCCAGACUUUGGGGAGACUGUGGGUUAUAAUGCAACUUUUGUCCAUCUUUAUAAUGCUGGGAAGAAAGAAGAGGACCCUUUGAAGGAAGUGAAUGAUCCAAAGCAAUAUUUGGUGGCUUCCUUGGCAAAUCAUGCUGCUAGUUCGCCUGGGACAUAUCCACAACUUAUUAGAGAAAAUCUUGAGGCAGCAAAUCAAGCAGCACUUCUUCAGCUCUGCAGCUCCUAUAAUCUUUCAAUUGUUUGAGAACAAUCUGUGUGUGCAGGAUUUUUGGUAGGCGCACAUCAUGACUUUGAAUCUGUGCUGGUGAACUAGGUCUAGUAUUUAAGUGGAGAAAGGCAGGGCAGAGGAGACGACCCAUUAUUCACCAAGUUCCUGAGCUAGAAACAAUGUAUUUAUUGGUUAUUAAGAAAAAAAGGCCUUUGUUGAGAAAAAAAAAAGUUGUCUGGUGGAGACCCGUGACUUCAUGGAAAUAUACAAUUCACCUUAUCAAUGAAAAGAUUAAUAUAUAUUCAUUGGUUCCUAUCUCAUGAUCUUAUACUUGAAGACAUGUUGUAAUAUGACUCAAGCUGCUGAUACGGACACAUUCAAGAAUGCUUGUCAACAUGGCAGACUGACCCUUUCUAUGCCUCGGUUUAUUUUUGUCCUUUUGUUUCAAAGAAUGAUCCCAGUUGACUUCUCUUGUUUGUAUGUUUGUUGUCCUUCUACCUUCUGCAUUCUAUCUCUCUGUUUUCACAUUCCUCUCUUUUCCUCUAUCGGUGGAGCAUUCUUAGUUAGAAACAGCCAUGCUUUCUCCAGCCUUCGCUUUGCCUCUUGUUUACCUGUUUGCAUGUGUCGUAUAUGAAUCCUAUUGCGUCUUCUGUGAAAUCAGAAAUUUCAUGACUUAUGAUCUUUGCCUUUGGCAUUUGCCUAAUUUACUGACUGAACUUGUUUUGGAACUUCCUUGCAUAACCUGUCCUGCUGCAUUGGCAUCUGCUUAUCCUGGCAUUACUUUGACUUCAUAUAAUUUGGGUUUCUUGUGUGUUGGAACAUUUCCUACGUCUAUCAGCCCCGAAAAGAAAAGCCAACCACAACUACAAAUAUUGUUGAAAUGAAAUGUCACGGGUUAGUGCAGAUAAUGUGUUUGUGCCCCUUUUUGUUAAACGAUGCACCAUUGAUGAGCGUAUAUUAAAAUUUCUUGAUUUGACGCUGAGUAGCUAGAAUCUAUAUCUCUAUUAUCUAUUAGGCACUUGGCAAUAUGAUGGUCAAGCUCAGUUCUGGUGCUUGUAUCUUUGUUUGUCAUCACUUCAUUAUGUUGCAUGAACUCAUGCUUAAGAAAAGGGAAGUGGGUCAAGCAUCCAUUUUACCAUUGUUCUUGAAUUUUGUUACAUGGUUGAUUUUAUUCUCUCUUUUUUUGUUUCUUUCUUUAACUCUGCCAUGGACUAGGACUUUACUUCUUAAGGUCUUAAAUCUGUUGGUUGACCUCUGUUUUCUCAUUUCAAUUUACCUUUGUGAUCUACUUUAUCCACAGGGUGCCUUUCAACUUGUAUGCCUUAUAAGUUAUA